Molecule: messenger RNA, 528 nt
Organism: Acaulospora morrowiae
Lineage: Eukaryota; Fungi; Glomeromycota; Glomeromycetes; Diversisporales; Acaulosporaceae
Source: the annotation of a GenBank genome assembly
AUGUCUACAAGGGUAAUCUCAUUUAAUGACCUUCGACAGGAAUUCAGAUUAAGUGUUAUAAGAUUACAAGCAGAUGCCAAGAGCGAGUUUGAACGAAAGGCGGAAAAAAUUCAGGAAGAAGUAUCGGAAAUGAACGAAGAUGAGAUAGAAGACUAUGUUCGUGGUAAAUUUCAAAAGCUUAAUUCUCUAUUUCUUGAGAGAUCCAUUGAUUUGGAGGAAUACGUAAUCGGAAAGAAACCCCAAAAGCCGGUUAAAAAUCCCGAUGAAACUAACGAAGAAUAUCAGGAAAGGAAUAAAGCAUACGAAGAUGACCUUAAGUCGUAUAAAACAUUUACUACUUGGAGCAUGAAUAUUAUCGAACGACUUACGGAUUGGUUAUCUGAACUCUUCGAUGAAAUCAUGAAUUUCUUUAAAAAUCUCUGGAUAUUGAUUAAAUGCAAGUUUCAAGAUAUUUAUACAAGUGUCCGAAACUUUGUGGAAAGAAUUGCGGAAAAAUUUAGUCAAUUGCAUAAAUAUCUUUUCAGAUAA